Molecule: messenger RNA, 1400 nt
Organism: Cuscuta epithymum
Lineage: Eukaryota; Viridiplantae; Streptophyta; Magnoliopsida; Solanales; Convolvulaceae
Source: the annotation of a GenBank genome assembly
GAGAGGAGAGAAUGACUUUUGUUCAAGGUGGUAAAAAAAUUCUGCCUUAGUCCACUUCGGCAGUUCCCCUAUAAGGGCUAUAACUUCGGCCAAAGCCGCCGUGAAGCUCAGAAAGCGGAUUCAGUAUAGGUCACCGUGAAGCCCAACCAGAUACAGAAGCUAAUCAAAUGUUAUCCAGCAUUGCCAAGAUUCAGCUUGUGAGUUCGCAUCCUGAAGUAUAUGAACCAUGUGAUGAUUCAUUUGCAUUGGUGGAUGCAUUACUGACCGACGAGGCUAACUUGUCAGAUCACCGACCCACAUUUUGCAUGGAAGUUGGAUGUGGCAGUGGAUACGUUAUUACAUCUCUAGCACUCAUUCUACUACGAUAUGAUGUAUUAGCCUCUAAGCCCCCCUCAUAUUAUAUUGCAACUGACAUCAAUCCUCAUGCGGUGAGGGUGACUUGUGAGACGGCGGAUGCCCAUAAUGUUGAUGUUGAGUGUAUAAAUACUGAUAUUGCAUCAGGAUUAGAAACGCGUUUGGCUGGGUUAGUGGAUGUUUUGGUUGUGAACCCACCUUAUGUUCCCACCCCUGAAGAGGAAGUUGGUCGUGAAGGAAUCACCUCUGCUUGGGCUGGAGGUGAAAAUGGUGUAAGUGUCAUCAAUAAGAUUUUGCCUGUUGCUGAUAAGCUUCUGUCUGAGAGGGGCUGGCUGUAUUUGCUCACACUUGCCGCUAAUAACCCCUCAGGAAUAUGCCUUCAAAUGAGAAAGAAGGGUUAUGCAUCAAGAGUCAUUCUUAAGAGAUCCACUGAAGAAGAGAGCCUUCAUGUUAUCAAAUUCUGGCGGGAUGCCUCUAACUAACUGCUCUAUGGGGCGAAAGAUUAGAUUAAUGAUGAAAAAUGGUCAAAGAAUGAAAUGUAAACAAUGCAUUGGUGAAGUUCAAAUUCUCCAGAAUAUUGCUACCCAGGUGAUGUCACAAGUCACGGCUGCAAUGCAUUCUCUAACUAGCAAUGCUUUCAAGGUGUGUAGAUGUGUGUUUUGUUUAAGACACUCACAGAGAAGUGUGGUGUGUGUAAGCACUAUCUAUUCGGAUUCUUUUGAUGCUAUGCAGGCUUGGUUUGUAAUCAAAGUCACUCAUACAUGAUGAGGGUUGAUCUCCUUAGAUUGUGUUUGGGAGUUGGGUUUUGGAGGGGAGAGGAAGGUUGAUGGGGAUUUAUGACUCUGCUUUUCAUGUUUGGAGGUUUAAAAAAUUGGAGGAGAUGGUUUGGGAGGGCUUUUGUAACCCUUCAAAAGUCUCUAAAUACUCAAUUUUUAAGUUUCCCCAAUUUGGAUGAUUUUGGAGGGUAAUUAACAAGAUGAUAAUUUAAGCUCAAAUAAAAAUGAAUAUUAGUUCAAUUAUUUGAAUUCUUCAUAUAUAUCUCAAAG